Chionomys nivalis (European snow vole) is the source of this 557-nucleotide messenger RNA. RefSeq names its product cytochrome c oxidase assembly protein COX14. Gene Ontology annotation, biological process: mitochondrial respiratory chain complex IV assembly. The transcript has 2 exons. Gene Ontology annotation, cellular component: mitochondrion. The coding region runs from base 150 to 323 and encodes 57 amino acids. Lineage: Eukaryota; Metazoa; Chordata; Mammalia; Rodentia; Cricetidae. The record is from RefSeq and is a predicted model, not a curated record.
AAGUUUGAAGCCGGCUCCCGCCCCAGUGGGCGGGUUUUCGCAGGGUUGCGGGGGUCACGACCAGGGCUUCGCUCGGGUGGUUUCUGCUGCCCGACUCUGACUGCAAGUGGCGGACUGACGCGGCCCAGCUGCAGCAUCCAGGGGAAGACAUGCCAACUGCCAAGCAGUUAGCUGACAUUGGCUACAAGACCUUCUCUGCCUCCAUGAUGCUGCUCACUGUAUACGGGGGUUACCUCUGCAGUGUCCGAGCCUACCGGUAUUUCCAGCUGCGCAGUGCCCGGCGCCAGGCUGCAGAAGAACAGAAGACAUCGGGAGUCCUGUAGAGUUCAGCCUUCCCUCCUGAGCAGCAGGCUUGAGGCAUGCGAUGGAAAGACCUCCCCUGCACACCAUCCACGGCAAGAGCUAGGGCCACGAUGGCUCUCAAACCUGCUGGACUAAAGUGCCGUGGUGUCUGCGGCCCUCCCGGCUUGUGCCGUUCUCACAGGUUGUGGAGGCUGUUGGAUAAGUGGCAAAGUGAGGCUGAGGCUCAUUACAGAGAUUAAAUAUUUUGACAUGUU